Lentinula edodes (shiitake mushroom) is the source of this 1491-nucleotide messenger RNA. RefSeq lists its product as uncharacterized. Gene Ontology annotation, biological process: piecemeal microautophagy of the nucleus; endocytosis; maintenance of cell polarity. The coding region runs from base 111 to 1277 and encodes 388 amino acids. Lineage: Eukaryota; Fungi; Basidiomycota; Agaricomycetes; Agaricales; Omphalotaceae. Gene Ontology annotation, cellular component: intracellular membrane-bounded organelle; cytosol; membrane. The transcript has 12 exons. The record is from RefSeq and is a predicted model, not a curated record. Gene Ontology annotation, molecular function: oxysterol binding.
AUUACGUCGACGUCAAAUUCGAUCCACUGGCAUGUUCAUCAACUACAACGAACUCGACUGCGUUAUUACAAUCAUUCCAACGAACUCGUCUUAUCAUAUCUCCAAACGAAAUGGCUGAGCAAGCAGGAGAAGCUGUUCCUCCCGCCCAACGAAGCAGUUGGACUUCGUUCUUGAAAAGUAUCGCUUCCGUGUCAGGCGAUUUAUCGUCCAUGACGUGCCCGCCAUUCAUCCUUUCCCCCGUAUCAUUGACCGAAUUUCCUGCUUACUGGUGUGAGCACCCAGAGCUAUUUGCGGCUAUCGCGGACCAAAAUACAGAGGAGCAGAGGACACUCGCUGUUGUCAAGUGGUUUAUUAGCACUCUGAAAGGCCAAUAUACGUCUAGAAAUGAAUCUAUGGGAUCGGAGAAGAAGCCAUUGAACCCCGUUCUUGGAGAGUUAUUCUACGGCAAAUGGCCCGACAUCAAUGGUCGGGGAGAAACCCAACUCCUCGUUGAACAAGUUUCGCAUCACCCGCCUAUAACCGCAUACGCCAUUGAAAACAAGAGCAAAGGAGUAAAGCUUGUCGGCCAUAACGCGCAAAAGACCUCGUUCAGUGGCGGGUCUAUCAUCGUUAAACAACUUGGACACGCUACCUUAACCGUCAAACUUCAAUCUGGAGAUGUUGCUGAGUAUCUUAUCACACUUCCUCGAUUGCGGAUAGAUGGUCUGUGGUAUGGCGCUCCGUACAUCGAACUGUCCGAAAGUUCUUCGAUCAUUAGCAAGAAUUACGUUUGUUCGAUUGAUUACAAAGGCAAAGGUUAUUUCUCUGGCAAGACACAUUCUUUCAAGGCGACGCUAAACCCUGCGCCUGGCCUUGGUGGAACUCUUGGAAGCCAUGUCAUCGAGGGUACAUGGCACACUACCAGUAAAUUCACAAGUGGUCCCAAGACAGGUAUGGAAUUCCACAACGUUACGGGGCCCAAGGAAGAAGUAACUGCUAUCGGCGGUCAAACGUCUGGUGAGAUGGGUGAAUUCGAAACCCGGGAAUUGUGGAAGCUCGUCGCCAAAGGAAUCAGGGAAGGCGAUUUCGAUAUGGCUAGCAGAGAAAAGUCCAAGAUAGAGAAUGACCAGCGACAGAGACGAAAGGAUGAGAUCGCAGUUGGGACCAAGUGGCCGCUCAAGCAUUUUGACCAUGUAGAUGCAGACCCUACCUAUGAACGUCUCGGGAAACUCGGGAAGAUAAGUCCUGCAACUGAAGACACGUAUCUUUUCAAAGAGAAUUGGCCUCCUAUUGCAUAGAUAUUUGUGUGGAUAGGCCCCGAGUGGAGUUAGAGGUCGCAGAGUACAUAACUUAAUGUUACCAGUUAAUGAUUUUACGAGGACAGUAGUUGGUCCAUGGGUAGAGCCUAAGACAGCUCAUACUUACAGCUUGGAUUGUUACUACAUGAUAUCAUAUAUGUUUCUCGUUCAUUUUAGUAACUGACUUAUUCCAAACGAUACCGUUUAUUUGAAC